GGCCGUUGAUCGUCGGGAGCAGAACGCGACGGGCGCCGCCAACAGAAAAUGUUCCGAUCCUGCGUGUUACUUCCGGCGUUGAUUUGCACCGCGUGUUUGAUAUUCGGCUGCACUGCCUGCACACCGGAUAUUGGACAGCCGCUGGACUUGAAUCAGUUUUCAGGAAAAUGGUAUCUCGUGGCUGGCACGCCGAUCAACGAAAGCUUAAGCAGAUGUGGACAAUUUUUCGUGAGAAAAAGAUCUUUGAACACGUUCGACAUAAAAUAUACCGCGCAGAGUCACAAGAAUAAUAUUCCUAUCACUUUUAACGUGGAAGGCAUCGUCAGAGGGAACAAAAUCAUUGGCAUUUGGCAGCUGCAAGGGUCGAGGAACAAGUUGGGACCGUUCAGGCACGUGAUAGUGCUCGCGGACUACGGUGCCUUCGUCGCCAUGCUAGUUUGCUCGGAGAGCACCGCGCCUCGCCACCAGGGAUACAAGUUCUCCAUGAUUUGGUCCCGGGAGAGGAGCCUGCCUCCGUCGACCCUGAAGGAGCUUAAGUCCAAACUGGGAGCGUACAUUAAUCAAGGGGAAAUUCGCAUGGUGGAUCAUGGGUACUGCUAAACAAACCAUAAACCUCCAUGCUAGACCGGGUCUUGUGAACGCCCAUCGGUUCACGGCACCGCAACAAAUUCUAUCUGAUAUUAUUUACUUAGCGUGUACCCGUCAACGUUGGUCUACGACAACGUUCGCUUCGCUUUUCCUGUCGGAAUACGGCGACUCGCAUUAAUUUUCGGACAUUUUUUCAAACAGAAUAACUUGUUCAGAGGUGGACGAAAUUACUUGCAUUUUCUUGAGAUCUUUUUAGAGAGACGUGCUUACUAGACAAUGUCUAUAGAAUUGUUGUCAGAUAUUGCAAUUGGUACGAAUGAAAAAAGUAUAAGAAA
This is a messenger RNA of Megalopta genalis, 923 nucleotides long. RefSeq lists its product as uncharacterized. Lineage: Eukaryota; Metazoa; Arthropoda; Insecta; Hymenoptera; Halictidae. The record is from RefSeq and is a predicted model, not a curated record.